GUCAGCUUAAUGUUGGAUGUUGGAUUAAGGGGUUUUUACCUAGAUAUUACUAAAUCAAAGACAAUUCUAAAAAAAGUGAGCACAUUAAAAUUAGAACCAAAAAGUGACUAAGAAGGUCAUAUUCAUGUCAUUGACAGAUUUUAAUGUAACUAUUCAAUUUUAAUGUCACUAUCAAAUGUCACUGUCGCCACCGUUGAUGUCACUGCAGCCGCCAAUGUCACUGAAACCGCCGCUAUGUCACUUAGCUGCCGCCGGUGUCACUGUAGCCACCACCAUGUCACUGUCACCACUUCUCGUGUCACUGUAACCGCCGCCCGUGUCACUGUAGGUGCCGCCCGUGUCACUGAAGCCGCCGCCCGUGUCACUGUAGACAUCGCCUAUCACACACCGCCGCCACUCCACCACUCCACCGGCAGCACCAUCCCACCGCUGCUUCCAUUUCCGCUAGACUUCCCUGCCUAAUCCCCACGCUCCAGCACCCCAAAACCCGACUGCCGCCGGCACCGCCCAACACCUGCAACCUUCCCACAACCCCUCCCCACCAUAGUCACAACCACCUGCACCCUUCGUCCGGCCACCACCACCGCCCAGUGACCAACACCACCGCCAUACCCAACAAUCACCGACCACCAUUGUCGACCACCGCCCCACCCCAACAUGACUUACCAGCCCCCAGCUCCUCUGAGCCCCAGCCACAGGCCCACAGCCCCUCUCCAGCCCGCCUACACUGCCCCAGCCCCUCGUAGCCCUCCUCCCAGCCUCGCGCCCCUGCCCCCAACUUCGACCAGCCGGCCCAGCUCUGACCAACCCAACCCUACCCCUGAUUCACCUCUCCCCAGCCCAGCCCCAACCUUGCCCGCCACUCCCCAGCCCAGCCCCAACCUUGCCCGCCAUUCCCCUUUCUCCAGCCCCAACCUCUGCCGCCAAGCUAUCGUUAGCCUAUUUCACGCAGGUGACACACAGCCUAACCCUAGCCGUAUGAAAUCGUCGAUGGUGAUCUAGAUCUGACCGCCGUCGACGAACCCUAGAUCCAGGUCACUUUAGCCGUCGUCACAGAUCUGACGGUUUCCACCCAUCAUCCUCGGCCAGAGAAUGGUGAACAAGUAGAGUACAAACCUGGAGUAGACGGUGGCGAUAGCGGUGGCGCGGCAUCGCUGCGACGAAUACAAAGGCGGUGUGGAUUGGCUGCGAUGCGGUCGAAUGUGAACAGCGAUGAGGAAUGAUGGCGGAGACAAAGUCGUGAACGACGUUGUGGUCAGCGGCGGAGGCGGUGUGGAUUGGGCGAUGACGAAGUCUCACAGUCGACGGCGGUGGCAGCGUGGAUUGGGCGGCGAUGAACUCUGGAGUUGCGGAGCUAGAUGGAUUUUGAAGGGCUGCGAAGGUU
Cuscuta epithymum is the source of this 1384-nucleotide messenger RNA. NCBI's taxonomy places the organism in Eukaryota, Viridiplantae, Streptophyta, Magnoliopsida, Solanales, Convolvulaceae. The record is from the annotation of a GenBank genome assembly.